ACAGGAGCCACAGGGGUAGCAGGAGCAAGUUGUUUUCCUCUCCGUGGACCAGCCACAAGAAAGACACGUCUCAAACCCGAAAUGUUGGGCAGCAGGACCUGCCUGCAGGCCCCGGAUGCCUGGGUCCCCGCCCCAGGACCUGGAGGCCCCCCCGGCACACGCCUUCAAGAUGACGAGCUUCAAGAAGGUGAAGGCCUGCGGGAUCUGCCGGCAGGCCAUCACGCGCCAGGGCAGCACCUGCCGAGGCUCCCAGCUCUCCUGCCACACCAAGUGCCAAGCCAAGGCUGUGACCCCCUGCUCCCCUGCUGUCAACUAUGAUCCACCGUCCCCGGGGGAGAAUAUCACCAAGCAGGUAGAUGCCCUGGAUGCCACAAAAUCCCCCAGGAGCGGGCAGUCACGCCGCAAAACAUCCAGGAGCAUGAGUCUGACUGCGGCCAUGGAGAGCAGCUGCGAGCUGGACCUGGUGUACAUCACGGAGCGGAUCAUCGCCGUCUCCUACCCCAGCACGGCCGAGGAGCAGAGCUUCUGCAGCAACCUCCGCGAGGUGGCCCACAUGCUGAAGUCCAAGCAUGGGGACAACUACAUGCUUUUCAACCUCUCUGAGCGGAGACACGACAUCAGCAAACUUCAUCCCAAGUUGCUGGAUUUCGGGUGGCCCGACCUGCACACCCCAGCGCUGGAGAAGAUCUGCAGCAUUUGCAAAGCCAUGGACACGUGGCUCAACGCGGCGGCGCACAACGUGGUGGUGCUGCACAACAAGGGGAACCGCGGCCGGCUGGGGGUGGUGGUGGCUGCCUACAUGCACUACAGCAACAUCUCGGCCAGCGCUGACCAGGCUCUGGACAGGUUUGCCAUGAAGCGCUUCUAUGAGGACAAGAUAGUGCCAGUGGGACAGCCAUCCCAGAAGAGGUACAUCCAUUACUUCAGUGGGCUCCUGUCUGGCAGCAUCAAGAUGAACAACAAGCCCCUCUUCCUCCACCAUGUCAUCAUGCACGGCAUCCCCAACUUUGAGUCAAAAGGCGGUUGUCGGCCCUUCCUGAAAAUCUACCAGGCCAUGCAGCCCGUCUACACCUCUGGGAUCUACAACGUGCAAGGAGACAGCCAGACAGGCAUCUGCAUCACCAUCGAGCCCGGCUUACUCCUCAAGGGUGAUAUCUUGCUGAAGUGUUACCACAAGAAGUUUCGCAGCCCGACCCGUGAUGUGAUUUUCCGCGUACAGUUCCAUACGUGCGCUGUGCACGACCUUGAUGUCGUCUUUGGCAAGGAGGACCUGGAUGAAGCCUUCCGAGAUGACCGCUUCCCUGAGUACGGGAAGGUGGAGUUUGUGUUCUCCUACGGCCCUGAGAAGAUCCAAGGCAUGGAGCACCUUGAGAAUGGGCCCAGCGUUUCCGUGGACUACAACACGUCCGACCCGCUCAUCCGGUGGGACUCCUACGAGAACUUCAACAUCCAGCGUGAGGACAGCACAGAGGGCGCCUGGGCUGAGCCACCCCUGCCCAGCAAGCACCUGGAGAAAGAGGUUGGGCACACGCAAGGGCCCCUGGACGGGAGCCUCUACGCUAAAGUGAAGAAGAAAGACUCCCUCCCCUGCAGCACCGGCGCUGUCAACGCCGGCCGCCUCCCGCUCUCAGCGCUGGGGCUGAGACCCCACAACCCAGCUGAGAUCUUGCUGCAUCCAGUGGGAGAGCCCAGGAGCUACGUUGAGUCGGUGGCCCGCACAGCCACGACGGGCCGGGGAGGGAGCCUGCCCACCGCCCAGCCCGGGGGCCCGGAGGUGCCCACCAGGAAUGGCGCCUUCACCAACUCCUUCACUGCCCCCAGCCCGGUCUCCACCAGCAGCCCCAUUCACAGCGUGGACGGGUAA
This is a messenger RNA of Egretta garzetta (little egret), 1864 nucleotides long. RefSeq names its product tensin-like. Bases 116 to 1864 code for a protein of 582 amino acids. The record is from RefSeq and is a predicted model, not a curated record. The transcript has 21 exons. Lineage: Eukaryota; Metazoa; Chordata; Aves; Pelecaniformes; Ardeidae. Gene Ontology annotation, biological process: fibroblast migration.